Molecule: messenger RNA, 2521 nt
Organism: Parus major (Great Tit)
Lineage: Eukaryota; Metazoa; Chordata; Aves; Passeriformes; Paridae
Gene: NEIL2
Product: nei like DNA glycosylase 2
Exons: 5
Coding region: 463-1710 (415 amino acids)
Biological process (GO): base-excision repair
Cellular component (GO): nucleus
Molecular function (GO): DNA-(apurinic or apyrimidinic site) endonuclease activity; zinc ion binding; damaged DNA binding
Source: RefSeq, a predicted model, not a curated record
UGACUUAGCAGCAGUCAGAGCUCUGCAGGUGAUGAAGUUCCCUGGGAUGUGAGCUCUGGGCUGUAUGAGCUGUCCAGGGGCUCAAUCCAUGCUGCCUGACAUGAAGCCAGUGCCUGGAUAGUCAGGGCAGACUCCUUGGAUGACCUGUGCCCAGCUGUUUCCGGGGAUCCAAACUGCUGCUGGUGCCUUUGGCAGCAGGAGUAUCUCUUUAGCUACAACAUAAUAUGCAGAUUUUUUGGACAAAACUGGAGCAGGCCUGUGAAUAAUCAUCACAUGCCCUUGAAGGCAGAGGACUACAGCUCAGUCUUUUACCCUUGCUAAAUCUAGUUUUGAUGACCACUUAAUAUCUGUACCUGGAUCUAAGACAUUAAAUUAAUGUUCCCCAACAUGUUUUCCUCUUGAGCUCUUCCAAAAGAGAUUUGGUUUGUGCUGCAGCACAGGAAUGGAUGGCAUGAGGUGGGAAUGGCUCCUCUGUUGGGGGACCCCAGGAUUGCUGUUGAUUUUCUCAUCAAGGUAUCUCAGAGCUGUGCCAGGUGCCUCAGAGCCCUGUACCUUGAAGCUGAGCCUCUGAUCAGGGUUGUCUCUGGGAUUAGUCUGCAGAGAGAGCUGGUGCUGUGGGAUGAAAGCCAAACUGAGCUUUCCUCAUACGCCCCCAGGCAGCAGAAGUCCUCAGAAGAACUGGCAGAGAGUGACAAGGACCUGCUAAUCCCUCCACAGCUGCUAGAGAUGCCAGAGGGCCCAUCAGUGAGGAAGUUCCAGCUGCUGACCUCCCCUUUUGUGGGGCAGGUGGUGGCCAAGGUGGGGGGAAGCAGCCAGAAGCUCAAUGUGAAUGACCUGAAUGCCCUGAGGCUCCAGGACUCCCAGGCUCAUGGGAAGAACUUGUACCUGGCAUUUGUGGCAGCUGAAGCUCCCUUUGGACCAACCGCAGAAGAGACAGCGUUGCAAAGAGAGGCUGCUUGUGGGGCACACUGUCCUGCCCAAGGACAGCAAGGACAGGCUGGUGCUCCACGUUCCCAUUCCCAGGAUGAGGAGCUGCAGGAACCCCAGCGCUCAAGAUCUGAAGCCCCAGAGGCAGCAGCGGGUCGGGGCAAUUGGCUGCGCAUCCACUUUGGCUUGUUCGGCAGCGUCCGGGCAAACGAGUUCUCGAGGGCAAACAGAGCCAAUAAAAGAGGGGACUGGAAGGAUCCUGUGCCCAGGCUGGUUCUGCACUUCGAGAGUGGAAGCUUCCUUGUUUUCUACAACUGCCGGAUGCUCUGGUGCUCCUCUCCGAGGGCUGAUCCUGCUUCUGAUAUCCUGUCUGUGGAUUUCCACUGUGGCCGGGCGCUGCAUGCCCUCUGUGCACCCGAUCCCAUCUGCUACACCCUCCUAGACCAAAGAUAUUUUUCAGGGCUGGGGAACAUCAUUAAGAAUGAGAUCUUGUACCUGGCCAGGAUCCACCCCUUAACGCCGGGCUCCCUCUUGGCUCUCUCCGAUCGGGAGCGUCUGCUGGACUGUGCCGUUCAGUUCAGCUCUGAGUGGCUGCACAACAAACUGCGGGGCCAAGGGCUGCACCCCCAGGUGUACCAGAAGGAGCAGUGUCCCCUGGGGCAUCCCCUGAUGAAGGGCACUUUUGGACCCUUGGGUGGCUUCAAGAGACUUACGUGGUGGUGCCCUCAGUGCCAGCCUGCGGUGCUGCCAGGGGAUGGGGACCCUUCCCCAGUCACUGGCUGACCUGUCCUGCAGGGUGCUGGGUGGUGUCUCAUCCAUGCUCUUCGUUGUCCUAAAAGCUCUCUGGUUUUUUUUGAGGCUGUUGAGUUUGGUCCUUAGGGAGUUGACAGAGUUAAGUGCUCAGUGGAGGUCCCAGCUCCCCUGAGUGGCUGCAGAAAGGAAAAACUGGCUGUCCAUGGUUUUUGUGGUUUUGUUUUUCGGUUUUUUUUUUGGUCACAGUGGUGCAACAGUGUGAAGAGUUUGACCAGUUCUGAGGAGUACUGAUGGCCCUGUUCAGGUGGCAGUGGAUGGGAAGAGUAAAGGGUUGAGCAGGGGAUUGCUGUGGUUUGAAGUGACCCUGUCCCUUGACCCUGGAGGAGUCAGCAAAACAAAGGAUAUCCCUCUGCCUAAACAGCUUGAUUAAUUAGGAAUUAAAUAAUCCUGCCUCUGUCAGGAGCUGAAUACCUGUGCUGGGGUGUGGUUAAACAUGAGGGGCUGUUCCCUGUGUCAGAUGUGACAGGCACAGCUCCCUUCUUCCACGUCAACAUAGACAAAAUAUACGUCAGCAGGGCUUGGUAGAGCUCAUCUCUGUACCCACAGGUUUCAGCUUUGUGGCAAACUGCCAAUUCCAGAUCUCACUGUAAAAGUAAAAAAUACAGCGUGUGACAGUGUUUCAUAAAACUCAGGAUCUCCAAGGAAACCUGAAAGCAGAAAGGUUUGGAAAUAGAGCUGUGUCUCUAUACACUAGGUGGGAGCUGCUGCUGUCCUCUCUCCCUGGAUUUGAGUUUAAUAAUAAGUUUUUGACUUGAGCAAAAAAAAUAAAGGUUGGAAUUAG